This is a messenger RNA of Brienomyrus brachyistius, 1485 nucleotides long. RefSeq names its product stannin-like. The record is from RefSeq and is a predicted model, not a curated record. Lineage: Eukaryota; Metazoa; Chordata; Actinopteri; Osteoglossiformes; Mormyridae. The transcript is spliced from 2 exons. Bases 356 to 622 code for a protein of 88 amino acids. Gene Ontology annotation, cellular component: mitochondrial outer membrane.
UUCCUGCGACAUGAAAGGAGGCCCUACCCAGCACGACGACGCGGGCCGCUAUUUAAGCUUUAUGCGUAUCUGCAACAACAACUAGCGGGGACGUCGACUUGGACAAAAGGCGUGUUGAUUAGAGGCAUCGUGCAAUCUUGUCAUAUGUCGGGGAAAGUAUUGCGUGGAUUGUAGUCAUGCGGGCGGCUGUACGUGUUAGGAGAUCUGUAUUUUUCCCGAUGAGGAAACCAUGAUCGCCUCCCAGGAGAUGUUAAUGAAUGAGCUAUAAAAAAUAACCCAGAAGGCCGGUGAGAUCUCAGGGGGGGUCCCACACAAACGUCCCGCCCGCCCCAGCUCCCUGGAUCACGGCGUCAGCAUGUCCACGGCCAUGGACCACAGCCCCACCACCGGGGUGGUGACGGUCAUCGUCACCCUCAUCGCCAUCGCUGCCCUGGGCGCCCUGAUCCUGGGCUGCUGGUGUUACUUGCACCUGCAACGCAUUGGGCAGCCUGAGGACGAGGAGAGCAUCGUGGGCGAGGGCGAGUCUAAGGAGCCCUUCCUGCUGGUGCAGUACUCCGCCAAAGGCCCGCGGGUGGAGCACAAGACCAAGCUGACCCCAAACGGCACUGAAACCCACAGUUAGCACGUGUGCACGAACCCCCGCGUACCACCUCCCAAUCUGCAGUCCUUUCCUACUCUACAUCUCCAAUAAAACUGCAGUAUUGAUGCAAAUCGAAUCAAUCUAAAUGGCCUUCGCUCCAGAAGGAAGCAGCAAGCUUCCAAAGUAGAGGAAGCACUUAAACACUGGAUCAACUCUGCCUUGAGUAAUCAACACCUUUGCCGUUUUCUGUUUAUAGCAAUCAUUUGUGUUUGGCAUAGUCUGUGAAAAUAUGUUUAAACUAUUGAUACUAUUGUUACCCUUUGACCGUUCUGAAUAUUGUACAUCUCAGUAAACGUGAUGGACCAUCAGAAGUUUUAUUCCAGUGACGAGCAGUCAGACUCCUGCCCCAGGAUCUUCUUCCGAGGAGUGCCAACUAAUCGUGGAUGUUGUACAUUUGCCUUGUAUGUUGAUAUGAUGACGAUGUUGCUGUUACUGCCCUGUGUAACCUGUGCUGGCAUGCAGAUCAUCAGGGCCCACCCCACCCCCUUCCGCACGAACGUACUGGUUUGGUUUAUUAGAAUGGCUGCCUUUAUGAGGAAAAGUGGGAGGAGUCUCACUGGAGGAGGGAGCCUAUGACUGAUGUCCAGGACGAUGUCGCCCUGGAGCAUCCCGAAGGUCUUCAGUCCUCAGUUUGUCUGUGACCUCACCCUUGCCUGUUUAAUCUCUACAGUCCUUUAAGAUUCUGCACUUUUUUCCCUUUACAAUUUGUAAGCUUGAUUUAUGAGAUGAGAACUUCCUUUAUUUGAUUUUGUGAAGUAUGUUGAUUUUUUUUGAUGGCUGUUUAAGGAACUGUGAAAUAUGCAUAUUCAUUAAUUAAAUUAGUUGGGGAAAACCCUGGAAUGAAA